AUGACUGGAUUCGCUAAAAAGGCUAUUAUUAUUGAUGCAAAAGGGCAUCUACUUGGAAGAUUAGCUUCCAUAGUUGCUAAAGCCUUGCUUAGGGGUGAAAAAGUCACCGUUUUAAGAUGUGAGCAAAUGCACAUAUCUGGGAAUUUUUUCAGGAGCAAGUUAAAAUUCCUGUCGUUUUUAAGAAAAAGAUGUAAUGUAAAUCCUGCAAGAGGUCCUUUUCAUUUUAGGGCUCCAAGUAGAAUUUUUUUCAGAACAGUUAGGGGAAUGCUUCCACACAAAACUUAUAGAGGAGAAAAUGCUCUUCAUCAUUUAAAAGCAUAUGAAGGUAUUCCUCCAGCAUUCACUAAAAGAAGGAGAGUUGUCGUUCCAUCUGCUAUGAGCGUUCUCUGCCUUAGACCGGGAAGAAAGUACUGUCAUUUGGGUCGUUUAUCUCACGAAGUCGGUUGGAAAUACCAAAAUGUUGUACGAGUAUUAGAAGCUAAGAGAAAGGCAAAAGAAUUUGUCAGAGUAAGGAAGGUUGAAAGGAAACAGCACUUUACUCGUUUGGCAACGAAGAAUUUGGGAAGAAAAGUUAAACGCUACCAGAAGAUUAUCGAAUCGUACGGUUAUAAAUGAUGUCGAUGAGUUUUUUAAUAU
Pediculus humanus corporis (human body louse) is the source of this 636-nucleotide messenger RNA. RefSeq names its product 60S ribosomal protein L13A, putative. Gene Ontology annotation, cellular component: ribosome; cytosolic large ribosomal subunit. The coding region runs from base 1 to 615 and encodes 204 amino acids. Gene Ontology annotation, molecular function: mRNA binding; structural constituent of ribosome. The transcript has 6 exons. The record is from RefSeq and is a predicted model, not a curated record. Lineage: Eukaryota; Metazoa; Arthropoda; Insecta; Psocodea; Pediculidae. Gene Ontology annotation, biological process: negative regulation of translation; translation.